AUGACGGCCACCACAGCAGCUAAGGUAGCCGAGUUCAUUGUGGAAAUAUCACAUCGGUUCGGAGUGCCUAAUCGGAUCAUAACUGAUCUGGGUACCUCGUUCAUGGGCUCCGAGUUCUGGGACUAUUGCCAAGAGAGCUGCAUCGACGUCGACUACGCCUCCGUGGUGCACCCCAGGUGCAAUGGCCAAGUCGAAAGGGCCAAUGGCUUGAUACUCCAGGGGCCCAAGGCCAGAAUUUUCGAUCCGAUCGAAAAGUACGGUGCAAAGUGGCUCCAAGAACUACCCAGAGUAGUCUGGGGGCUCCGCACACAGAAAAGCCGGGCAACCGACCACUCGCCAUUCUUCAUGGUGUACGGUUCUGAACCAGUCUUGCCAUCGGACAUUGCUUUUGGUGCUCCGUGCAUCCAGAACUACGAUGAAAACGAAGCCGAGUCAACUCGACGCACCGACAUUGACUCGGCAGAGGAGCACCGUCUAACGGCCUCCAUACAGCAUGCGAGAUAUGAACAGCAGCUCCGGCGCUAUCUGUGA
Molecule: messenger RNA, 531 nt
Organism: Panicum virgatum (switchgrass)
Lineage: Eukaryota; Viridiplantae; Streptophyta; Magnoliopsida; Poales; Poaceae
Exons: 1
Coding region: 1-531 (176 amino acids)
Biological process (GO): DNA integration
Molecular function (GO): nucleic acid binding
Source: RefSeq, a predicted model, not a curated record